AUUCUUCGCACUUUGCUUGUUUUGCUGCAAUUGGUAGGGUUUCACCGCCUGUCUGAGCUCUAGAGGACUUUCGCCGUGGUCCAUCGCAUCGUUGCUACUCGCGUGUUGUCGUUGUGAUUAUUGGAAAGUGAAAGCCGGUGUCGAUUGGAUUGAUUCGAUAACUUCAGCGGGUGAUUUGGAGGAGAAAUGACGACAGCCGAGGUCGUGGACGCCGUAGACUUCGAGCCCGAGGAAGACGAUCUUCUGGACGAAGAUGUAGCGAUGGAGGAGCUCGACGCGCCUCCCGCGCCUCCGCCGAAGUUGAAGUCCACUAUUAUCACGAGCGGGACAGGGGGCGGGAGUCGCAUGGGUGGAGGUGCUGCAGCUGCCGCAGCAGCGGCUGGUCGUAAGACAAAGGGGCGAGGGUUUCGGGAAGAGGGCGAUGCCGACCGCUCUCAUCGGUACGCUGUGAAAGAAUUCGAAUCGCUCGAUUCUGGUGGCGGACCAGGUCCUCAGCGUUCUGUGGAGGGCUGGAUCAUUUUGGUCACUGGUGUCCAUGAAGAGGCUCAAGAAGAUGAUUUACACGAGGCAUUUUCCGAGUUCGGAGAGAUUAAGAACUUGCAUCUCAAUCUUGACCGGCGAACUGGAUUUGUGAAGGGUUAUGCGCUAAUUGAAUAUGAAACCAAAAAGGAAGCUCAGGCGGCAAUUGAUAAUCAGAACGGAAAACAGUUAUUAACUCAAACCAUAUCUGUAAACUGGGCUUUCAGUAGCGGUCCACUUCACCGUCGAAAUGUUAGGAGAAGGUCGCCUCGAGGUGGUCACAGGUCCCGCAGCCCUACGCGAAGACGUUUUUGAGUAGCAAGUGCAUGUUGAUAUGUUUACGUGGAAGUUUUUGUGAGGGAAGGCAAUUGUCACUUACUGUUCAAGUGCCACAGUAAGAUGAGCACGAUUACUCAUUUCUAGGUGGACUCCUGUUUGUAUACCGACUCCCAGUCUUCAACCCUUGAUGAAUACGUACUUUUAUAUUGUGAAAGACA
This is a messenger RNA of Physcomitrium patens, 1016 nucleotides long. RefSeq names its product RNA-binding protein Y14. Gene Ontology annotation, cellular component: nucleus; cytoplasm. NCBI's taxonomy places the organism in Eukaryota, Viridiplantae, Streptophyta, Bryopsida, Funariales, Funariaceae. Gene Ontology annotation, molecular function: mRNA binding. Gene Ontology annotation, biological process: RNA processing. The record is from RefSeq and is a predicted model, not a curated record.